UUUCUGCUCAAGGGCCACGUAAUAUUCGUUUACUUUCCCCUGUAUAUGAGGACAGAAAAUCGCAAACCUUAUUUCUGUACACAAGCUUCAUAACCCUAACUUGGAGGCUUUGUCUUCAGGUUCUUUCUGUUAGGGUCACAAUGGCGGAUUCUCCUGGAAAAAGGAAUUCACAGUCUCUUUCCCCUUGGAGAGAACAGUCAAGGUCUAGGUCAAGAUCCCAUUCCAGACCCAGAUCAAGGUCAAGGUCCAGAUCUACAUCCUUGUCCCGGCCAAGGUAUAGAUCGCGGUCCCGAAGUCGUGGCAGAUCACGAUCCAGAAGCCGUGGCAGGACUGAUACUGUAAAUCCUGGAAAUACAUUAUAUGUGACUGGUUUGUCUACAAGGGUCACACAAAGGGACCUAGAAGAACAUUUCUCCAAGGAGGGAAAGGUAGCAUCAUGUUUUCUUGUUGUGGAGCCUCGUACGCGCAUUUCUCGUGGUUUUGCUUUUGUUACAAUGGACAAUGUUGAUGAUGCGAACCGUUGCAUUAAGUAUCUCAAUCAAUCAGUUCUAGAGGGCAGAUAUAUAACAGUGGAGAAGUCACGGAGGAAACGGCCAAGAACUCCAACGCCGGGACACUAUCUGGGGCUGAAAAGCAAUAGAGACUAUGGUCAUCGCGGAGAUCGUGGUAGGUAUCGGGGCCGUGAUGAUUAUCGGAGGUCUCCCAGGCGCUCUCCUUAUCGUGGGGGUCGUGAUUAUUCUCCCAGGCACUCUCCUUAUCGUGGGGCGCGUGAUUAUUCUCCCAGGCACUCCCCCUAUGGUGGAAGGUCAAGGAGGGAGAGGUCCAGAUCACCCUACUCUCCUCCUUAUCGUAGCGCUAGGUGAGGCCAUAUGGCCAAUUGUUCCAUAUAUGGAAAUCAUGGAGAUGUAGUGUUGACUGCUUUUGGGCUUUUAGCAGAUGAUUUUGUUUUUUUGUAAGCCUGAAAUGACUAAUUGCUUGCGUGCCUUGAGGACAUUUGUAGUCGUGGUUAAACACUUACGAAAUUGUAUGGUCGUGCUACUGAAACUCUGGUUAAACAGUUAUGAAAUUGGUCGUGCUUGGGGUGGACUGGA
Messenger RNA from Hevea brasiliensis (rubber tree), 1091 nucleotides. Its product is annotated as serine/arginine-rich splicing factor SR45a. The coding region runs from base 141 to 863 and encodes 240 amino acids. Lineage: Eukaryota; Viridiplantae; Streptophyta; Magnoliopsida; Malpighiales; Euphorbiaceae. Gene Ontology annotation, cellular component: spliceosomal complex. The record is from RefSeq and is a predicted model, not a curated record. Gene Ontology annotation, biological process: positive regulation of mRNA splicing, via spliceosome. Gene Ontology annotation, molecular function: RNA binding. The transcript is spliced from 8 exons.